This is a messenger RNA of Westerdykella ornata, 1845 nucleotides long. RefSeq lists its product as uncharacterized. Bases 262 to 1803 code for a protein of 513 amino acids. The record is from RefSeq and is a predicted model, not a curated record. The transcript has 6 exons. NCBI's taxonomy places the organism in Eukaryota, Fungi, Ascomycota, Dothideomycetes, Pleosporales, Sporormiaceae.
UACACAGCUGAAUUGCGAACCGCCGUCUUCGCCAUUGUGGAUUGUGAUACCACAUGUGACCUUACACCUCCUCUACUCACUACGCACACGUCCAAAUCCAACCCGGACUUGAAACCGGCUGGUCUUGCAAGACGCUAUUGACCCCGUCGACGUCGACACGGGUGUCUAUCGCCAGAAUGUUGCUUUCAAGAGCCCUGGUCCUGCUUCCAUUCACCCUGCUACCGUGCGUGCGGGCAGCGAAUAGCACAGAAAUAUUGCAGCAUGCGAUCAAAUCGUUACCCAAGUCUCCAAUGCCUGAUGGGCUCUAUCACACAAUCGUCCUGCCAGCUCUCAGAUUUUCAAUGCAUCGCCCAGGACAAGCCACUCAAUGCACAGAUCGAAACCUGUGUUAAAAGAGAUUGCACAAUCAGGGAGGCCCUGACAACGAAGAACUUUACGGAGACUGCCUUUGGUGUGCCUCAACGAGAUGAUAGCAAACUAGUCUCGUACACGAGUCUGAUUGCUGGAGGCAUCGCGCUCCUGGCUGUGAUACUUCGAGUCUUUGCACGUCUUCCAUGCUGGGGCGGCGCAUGGGGUUUGGAUGAUUGGUUUAUGAUGGUAACCAUGAUUCCCAUGGUUCCUCUUACAGUCCUAUCGGUUGUCCUCGCCGAACAAGGUCUUGGAAAAGACAUGUGGACCGUCCCUUUCGACAACAUCACGAACAUCCUGCAUGUCUACUACUUCGACGAACUCUUCUACAUCGCCACCAUCGCACUCACCAAAAUCUCCAUCCUCUUCUUCUACCUCCGCAUCUUCCCCCACCGCGAGUUCCGCCUAUGCACCUACGCCACUAUGGCCGCCUGUUUCGCUUACAUGCUCGCCUUCCUCCCUGGAGUCGCUUUCCAGUGCGUCCCCAUCCGCAUCGCGUGGGAGAAGUGGGACGAUGAGCAUCACGGCAAGUGUAUAAAUAUGAAUGCACUGGCUUUGGCGGCUUCGGCGCUGAAUAUGAUUCUCGACGCCAUUGUUGUGGCGUUGCCAUUGAGGGAAUUGGCCAAAUUAGAGAUGAGUCGGAGGAGGAAGGCGGGGAUUUUGUUUAUGUUCUUGGGAGGUGGAUUCGUAACCGUCGUCUCCAUGCUCCGCAUCAAAUGGAUGGCCCAAUUCGCAAACACCCAAAACGUAACCUGGGACUACACCCCCGUCGGCUACUGGUCGACGCUCGAAGUCCAUGUCGGCGUCCUCAUCGCCUGCCUGCCUGCCCUGCGCGCCCUGCAACACCGCCUCUUCCCCGCCAGCAAGAAAUCCACCUCUUACUACGAUAGCCCGAGAGCGGGGUACGGGCACGGUUCCAAGGGAGCCGGGGGAUCCUCGUCGUUCCCCAUGAGUAGCAGCCUCAAAGCAAAGUUUAGCAGGUCAACCAAGCCAGGUGACGAGAAGGAUAAAUCGUUCAUCACGUCUACGAGCCAGGCGAGCAUGAUGAGGAGUUCGCGUCCCGAUCAUUACGAUACGAAGAACUUUAUUCCCUUGGAGGAAUACGAUGAAAGUGGUCGGGCGACCUCGUAUCCGUCUUCCAAAGAUGAGGAAUUAGGCAUUGGAACGGGUGGCCGGAGGAACAGCGCGCAGCUAGAGCGCGGUAGCACCAAGAGUGGUUCUUCGGGUGGCCGGAACGCGACGUUCGGGGAUAGCUACAGCAAGACGGGAUUGCAACCGGGGUUUGCGUCGACGUCGCCACCACCGACGGGGACCGGGACGCCGUUUGAUGGUGGAAUGGGAGCCAUCGCGGUGCAUGUGAAGAAAGAAUAUAGCGUCAACGUGGAGCGUUGUUAAGGGGGAGUAUGCGCGGUGAACAGCGUCGAAUUAGGCAGCGAA